AUGACUGAGGCGCAGGCCAAGAAGCUGCCGAACCCCUUGCCUGGGCAUGGCCAUUCACGUGGCCAUGGCAUUGGCAAGCCCGCGGGCAGAGCGACCUAUGUGAAUUGGCCACAGGUGAAGAUUCCCUUUGGAGCUGACUGGCAUACAGAGGUGGCAUCCUUCUUGGCCUCCAAAAACUUACACCUCAGGGAUGAAGGUCAGCAAUUCUACAUGGAAGACUCAGAUGGAAAGCGCUUCAAGGCCACAAGCAAACACUGCCAGGAUAAGACGCGCUUCCCGUUGGUCGUCUACUUCCGUGCAAGACCAGCAUGGAAGGACCCCAACCACCUGGUGGCAUUGAAGACCGGACAGACGCGAAGAGCUUCCCGAGGUUUUCUAGGCUUGAAGCCCAUGUUGGAGGCCACCUGGACGCUGAUGCAAAACCAGCCUCCUCGCUGUGCUUUUCUGGCACGGAACGUCCGAGAGCGGGGCUUCUUCGUGGAUCAGUUGCUGGAUUUGAUCCAGAGGUCUCUCACUUGUCGGUGUUACUAUGCUCCAGGUGUCCAGACCGAGGAAGAAUCUGAGGCGAUGUCACACUCGUCUCGUGAAUCUGACAGAGAGCACCAUUGGGUGGGCUACCGCUGCGAGGUCCCUCGCUGUUCGCACUGCGAGGGCUCCUGCGACUGUGAGUGGAAAGAUCCCUUGCGGCGCCUUAUCGAAGAGCGAGCAGACGUGAAUGGACCGAACUGGCAGGGCCAAACCCCGUUGCUGCUGGCGGCCAAGCAUGGCCAUGUGCGAAUUGCCACGUUCCUCUUGAACAUGAAAGGAGAUCCUUUGGCAAGCGCGGACCCGGAGGGUUGGACUCCCCUCCAUGAGGCGGCACGGUUGAACCGCGCUGGCACUUGUGAAGUUCUUUUGGAGCACGACCGCAAUGUGGCAAGUCCUGUGCAGCUGGACGCACGCUGCCGGCGGGCCCAACCGUACUUCUGUCGGAGCACGCCUGCCAUCAUCGCCGCGGACGAGGGAAGCCUGGAAUCCUUGAAGGUGCUGGUGCAGUUUGGUGCCAACAUUGAUGCACGCCGUGAGGAUGGCAACAACCUCAUCAUGCUCGCGGCCGCCAAGGGCCAUUAUGAGGUGUGCCGCUUCCUCCUGCAGUGCGGCUGCUUGGUUUGUGGCCGCUUGACUGGCUCCAUGCUGAAGGCUGCUGUGGAUGCUGGCAGGCCAAAUAAAGGCUGCCGUGGGAAGUGUCCAGACAAGACGCACAUGUCCUUGCGAAACAAGCAAGGCAAGACGAUCGCGAUGCUGGCGCGCCAUGAGUUGCGGCAGCAGAUCUCCUACAUGGAAACCUCAAGGGCGUCACACAUGGAGACCUCCCGGCUUUUGGAGUCGAGGGGCAUCCAGUGA
Messenger RNA from Durusdinium trenchii, 1383 nucleotides. Lineage: Eukaryota; Dinophyceae; Suessiales; Symbiodiniaceae. The record is from the annotation of a GenBank genome assembly.